AUGGAGAAUCUGACAAUAUCAGACUCUCCCCAGCCGGGGCCGCCCCGCGCCGGCGGCGGUCCCCAGGGUGCCCCGGGCCCUAUGCUCGGCGGUCCUCCCCCGCCACCGCAGCAGCCUCAGCUCCCUGCGCAGAUGUUCACGACAGCCGCGCAGCUUCUCGACCUCACGGACAAGAAACUCAUGAUUGUUCUAAGAGAUGGCAAGAAGAUGACCGGCAUCCUCCGCAGCUGGGACCAGUUUGCCAACCUCGUACUGCAGUCUGCUGUCGAGCGCAAAUUUGUCCCGCCAGAGCUCGCACCUGACAACGGCGCACCCGGCGGCGCCGAGAAGCGCGGUCUCUACGCUGACUUCCCUCUCGGCACUUACAUCGUCCGAGGUGAGAACGUCUUGCUACUCGGCGAGAUUGAUCUCGACAAGGACGACGAGGACCCCGUCGGUUACGACAGGGCCGAAUAUGAGCUGGUCAAGUCGAUAUUGGAGUCCAAGGCCGCCGCAGACAAGUCCAAGGAGAAGAACAAGAUCAAGAAGCUGGCCAGCAUAGGCUUUGAGGGCGAGAACAUGGGCGAGAUCCUACUGUGA
Molecule: messenger RNA, 579 nt
Organism: Thyridium curvatum
Lineage: Eukaryota; Fungi; Ascomycota; Sordariomycetes; Thyridiales; Thyridiaceae
Exons: 3
Coding region: 1-579 (192 amino acids)
Biological process (GO): deadenylation-dependent decapping of nuclear-transcribed mRNA
Cellular component (GO): P-body; Lsm1-7-Pat1 complex
Molecular function (GO): RNA cap binding
Source: RefSeq, a predicted model, not a curated record